Procambarus clarkii (red swamp crayfish) is the source of this 2097-nucleotide messenger RNA. NCBI's taxonomy places the organism in Eukaryota, Metazoa, Arthropoda, Malacostraca, Decapoda, Cambaridae. The record is from RefSeq and is a predicted model, not a curated record.
AUGAGACUCAAUCCUGGAAGCACAUCUCACGACUCAGCAAGCUGCAAGAUCGCUGCUGUACCGACGAGGCCACAGCAUCACCCUGAGGAGGACAGCAGCGUGGGUAAAGCUGUAAGAUGGGGCUGGUCUUCCAGGUACCUCCAGACAGCCUUCAUCCUGGAAGUUGGACCUCUGGAAGCUGGCCUCCUGGAAGCUGGACUCCUGGAAGCUGGCCUCCUGGAAGCUGGACCUCUGGGAGCUGGCCUCCAGGAAGCUGACCUCCUGGAAGCUGGACCCCUGGAAGCUGGCCUCCAAGAAGCUGAACCUCUGGAAACUGGCCUCCUGGAAGCUGGCCCCCUGGAAGCUGGACUCCAGGAAGCUGGCCCCCUGGAAGCUGGCCUCCUAGAAGCUAGCCUCCUGGAAGCUGGCCCCCUGGAAGCUGGACCCCUGGAAGCUGGACCCCUGGAAGCUGGACCCCUGGAAGCUGGCCUCCUAGAAGCUAGCCUCCUAGAAGCUAGCCUCCUGGAAGCUGGACCCCUGGAAGCUGGACCCCUGGAAAUCCAAGUCAGCAAGAAUAGUGGGAGACCAUCAGGGGUCAGCAAGAAUAGUGGAAGACCAUCAGGGGUCAGCAAGAAUAGUGGGAGACCAUCAGGGGUCAGCAAGAAUAUUGGUAGACCAUCAGGGGUCAGCAAGAAUAGUGGUAGACCAUCAGGGGUCAGCAAGAAUAGUGGAAGACCAUCAGGGGUCAGCAAGAAUAUUGGUAGACCAUCAGGGGUCACCAAGAAUAGUUUCAGACCAUCAGGGAUCACCAAGAACAGUGGAAGACCAUCAGGGGUCACCAAGAAUAGUGAGAGAACAUCAGGGGUCAGCAAGAAUAGUGAGAGACCAUCAGGGGUCAGCAAGAAUAGUGGAAGACCAUCAGGGGUCACCAAUAACAGUGGAAGACCAUCAGGGGUCACCAAGAACAGUGAGAGACCAUCAGGGGUCACCAAGAUAAGUGGGAGACCAUCAGGGGUCAGCAAGAAUAGUGGAAGACCAUCAGGGGUCACCAAGAAUAGUGGAAGACCAUCAGGGGUCACCAAGAAUAGUGGAAGACCAUCAGGGGUCACCAAGAAUAGUGGAAGACCAUCAGGGGUCACCAAGAAUAGUGGAAGACCAUCAGGGGUCACCAAGAAUAGUGAGAGACCAUCAGGGGUCACCAAGAAUAGUGGGAGACCAUCAGGGGUCACCAAGAAUAGUGGGAGACCAUCAGGGGUCACCAAGAAUAGUGAGAGACCAUCAGGGGUCACCAAGAAUAGUGAGAGACCAUCAGGGGUCACCAAGAAUAGUGAGAGACCAUCAGGGGUCACCAAGAAUAGUGAGAGACCAUCAGGGGUCACCAAGAAUAGUGAGAGACCAUCAGGGGUCAGCAAGAAUAGUGGAAGACCAUCAGGGGUCACCAAGAAUAGUGGAAGACCAUCAGGGGUCACCAAGAAUAGUGAGAGACCAUCAGGGGUCACCAAGAAUAGUGAGAGACCAUCAGGGGUCACCAAGAAUAGUGAGAGACCAUCAGGGGUCACCAAGAAUAGUGAGAGACCAUCAGGGGUCACCAAGAAUAGUGAGAGACCAUCAGGGGUCACCAAGAAUAGUGAGAGACCAUCAGGGGUCACCAAGAAUAGUGAGAGACCAUCAGGGGUCACCAAGAAUAGUGAGAGACCAUCAGGGGUCACCAAGAAUAGUGAGAGACCAUCAGGGGUCACCAAGAAUAGUGAGAGACCAUCAGGGGUCACCAAGAAUAGUGAGAGACCAUCAGGGGUCACCAAGAAUAGUGGAGAACACACAAAAUUUCCAUCUGUUCUAUUAAAGUUCUUUGAGCCGCCGCGACACUCAGCCGCCCAACCCAGGACUGGAUAUACUAGCCCAGGACUGGAUAUACUAGCCCAGGACUGGAUAUACUUGCCCAGGACUGGAUAUACUAGCCCAGGACUGGAUAUACUAGCCCAGGACUGGAUAUACUUGCCCAGGACUGGAUAUACUAGCCCAGGACUGGAUAUACUAGUCCAGGACUGGAUAUAUUUGCCCAGGACUGGAUAUACUAGCCCAGGACUGGAUAUACUAGCCCAGGACUGGAUAUACUAG